AUGAUUCAGUGGGAGCUGCUGCUGCAUCUCUUGGGCCGUCCGCUUCUGCUGCCGUCAUACUCUGCGAAGGAUGAGCAGCGGCAGCAGCAGCAGCAGCAGCAGCAGCAAGUGCUGCUAGAAGACAAGGCACUCGCCCGCCUUGAAGCCAUACUUUUCUCUUCUGCUGCUUCACCAGCAGCAGCAGCAGCAGCAGCAGCAGGAGCAGCAGCAGCAGGAGCUGCUGCUUUUCCAGGGCUGCAAAAUGCUGCUUCUGUUGCUGCUGUAGCCAAUGCUGCAGCUGUACUGCGGCGUAGGAGAGUGUUCCCGCGUCGCAAGCAGCAGCAGCAGCAGCAGCUGCUGCUGCAGCAGCAGCAGCAGCAGCUGCUGCUGCAGCAGCAGCGGAUAUUAUCACCGCGGCAGCAGCUGGUGCAGCAGUUUGCUGCUGAUGCGGAGACGCUAGACAGCUUCUAUGAGGGGCUGCGGCGGCCUUACGUACUGCAGCAAGCAGCAGCAGCAGCAGGUGCAGCAGCAGCAACAGAUGCAGCAGCAACUGCAACGGAUGCCGCAGCUGCUGCAGCGGAUGCAGCAGCUGCAACAGGAGCAGCAGCAGCAGCGGAUGCAACAGCAGCUGCCGAUUCAGCAGCAGCAACAGAUGCAGCAGCAGCAGUAGGUGCUACAGCAGCAACAGGUGCAGCUGCAGCAACAGGUGCAGCAGCAGCAACAGAUGCAGCAGCAGCAGCAACAGAUGCAGCAGCAGCAGCAGCAGCAGAAGCUCCCCAUCAAAUUGGUCUCGGUGUCUGCCUGGCUGGCAAUAUGCUGUCGCUUUUCUCUCUGCGUCGGCAGCGGCUCGAUGCAGCAGCAGCAGCAGCAGCAGCAACAGCAGCAGCAGCAGCAGCAACAGCAGCAGCAGCAGCAGCAACAGCAGCAGCAGCAGCAGCAGCAGCAGCACCAAAACUUGCAUGCCCUUUGUGGCUGCUAGUAUCUCUGCGUCUCUGCGGCUGGGGCUGUCCCUUCGAUUUGCUGCGCGCCAGUCUCCUCACCCCUGAAGAGCAGCGGGGGCAGCAGCAGCAGCAGCAGGAGCAGCAGCAGAAGGAGCAGCAGCAGCAGAAGGAGCAGCAACAACAACAACAGCAGCAGCAGCAGCAGGAGCAGCAGCAGGAGCAGCAGCAACAGAAGCAGCAGCAAAAGCAACUCUGCGCUGCUGUGUCUGUGGAUGAAGUGCUGAGGCGACAGCUGGCGGGCUUGACGGAAGGUUGGGCUGUCGAUGCGUUCUGCACAGCGGCCCUCGCCUCUCCCUUGCGAGGUCUCUCAGAUCUGCUGCAGCUGUACCUGCCCCCGGACGCGGAGGUAGCAGCAGCAGAAGCAGACACAGCAGCAGCAGCAGCAGCAGCAGCAGCAAACCCAGUAGCAACAGCAGCAGCAGCAGAUGAAGACAGCGACUCUGAAGAUUGGGAUUCAGACAGCGAUGACGACGACGACGACAAUGCCUUCUCCGGUCUCUGGGCGCACAAGCACACAGAUGAGGAGAUGCUUAUACUGAAUGCUCUCUCUCUCAACACGCCGCUGCCCCUGCGCCUCAUCGGCGCCAUCAGAAGCUGCAUAACGGAUGACUCUGAGCUGCUAGAGGAGACAGAAGAAGAACGCCUCAGCCCCGCAAGCAGCAGCAGCAGCAGCAGCAGCAGCAGCAGCAGCAGCAGCGGGUUUUCUUUGAAGCGCGGGGACCUUCGGUGGCUGCUGCUGACCCUCAACCGUCUGGCCUGGUUGCUGCUGCGUUCUGCAUGCUCAGCAUCUAGCCCCCAGCUGAAUGAGCAGCAGCAGCAGCAGCAGCAGCAGCAGCACUCAUCUCUUGCUGCUUUCUUACCGCAGUCGGUGGUAGUAUCUACCCCUACCUCAAGCAGCAGCAGCAGCAGCAGCAGCAGCACAACGAGCAGCAGUUUCUUCCGCCUCAGCAACAACAGCAGCAGCAGCAGCAGCAGCAGCAGCAGCAGCAGCAGCAAGAAGAAGAACAAGAAAGGGGGCAGAGAGUGUCUAUGGCGGCUGGUUCCGUGCGUGCUGCGGGAGCUGCUGGACCUCAACAGCAGAAUACAGCUCGUUGACGACGCAGAGCUCGUGCUGCAGGACGGCCCCGCAUCUCUCAUUCUGUCUGCUGCAGCGGGGCAGCGGCUGCCGGCUCUGUGGGAGUGUUUAGUGUGGUGCAUGCGGGGCGGGGAUGCUGCUGCAGACACCAGCAGCAGCAGCAGCAACAGCAGCAGCAGCAGCAGCAGCAGCAUGUCCCCUGCUAAUGCUGCAACACGCACUCUCCUGCCCCCAGCAGCACUCAGACUCUCCAACCUACCCACCCGUCUCCUCGCCUCUUCUCUGGUUUAUGUACCCCACACGAUUGGAUUCCCUGAUAGACUCGCGGUCUUCUAUCAGCUGCUGGCGUAUGAACGCGGGGACUCGUCUUCGGCGUAUUUACACCGCCGCUGCUUUCAGAUCAGAAGAACACAUAUCGUUGAAGAUGGGCUGUCGGCGCUUCUUAAUGGAGACGUAACGCGGGGCUUUCAGGUGGAGUUUAUAACUGCUGAGGGGACACCAGAGGCAGGCAUAGACGGCGGCGGUCUCCUCAAGGAGCUCAUAGUGGAGUUGUCUCGCUGCGCCUUCGACCCCGCCUAUGGUCUCUUUUACGUGUGUCUCUUCUCUUUCUCUGUUUCUUCUUUUUUUAAUAUUCUUUUUCUUCUUAGCUAG
This is a messenger RNA of Eimeria mitis, 2706 nucleotides long. RefSeq names its product ubiquitin-transferase domain-containing protein, putative. The record is from RefSeq and is a predicted model, not a curated record. Gene Ontology annotation, biological process: ubiquitin-dependent protein catabolic process; protein polyubiquitination. Gene Ontology annotation, molecular function: ubiquitin protein ligase activity. Bases 1 to 2706 code for a protein of 901 amino acids. The transcript is spliced from 9 exons. Lineage: Eukaryota; Apicomplexa; Conoidasida; Eucoccidiorida; Eimeriidae.